AUGAGUGAUAAACUGUUUAGAUUGGACGCAGGUUUCCAACAAUACGACUGGGGUAAGCUUGGUUCAACUUCUGCUGUUGCCAAGUAUGCCGCACAUUCCGACCCAUCAGUUAAGAUCGCUGAGGAUAAGCCUUAUGCUGAAUUGUGGAUGGGCACGCAUACAAAUGUGCCUUCCUACCGCCACGACGACAAAGCUUCUCUGAGAGAUUUAAUCUCUAGUAAUCCCAAGGAGUUCUUAGGUGAAGAUGUCAUUAAAAAAUUCCAAAGCACUACUGAAUUGCCUUUCUUGUUCAAGGUUCUAUCCAUCAGGAAAGUGUUGUCCAUUCAAGCUCAUCCAGAUAAGGCGCUAGGUAAGAUCUUGCGUGCCCAGGAUCCAAAAAACUAUCCAGAUGACAACCACAAACCCGAGAUGGCUAUCGCUGUGACCGAUUUUGAAGGUUUGUGCGGUUUCAAGCCGUUGGAAGAAAUUGCAGAUGAAUUGAAACGUAUACCAGAAUUAAAGGCAAUUGUUGGAGACGAAAUUGCAGAAUCUUUCAUUAAAAACAUCAAACCACAUGCUGUCAAAGGCUCUUCUGAGGACUCCGAAAACAAGAAGCUUCUGCAAUCUGUGUUUGGUAAGGUUAUGAACGCCUCUGAACCAACUAUCGCUGAGAACGCACGUCUACUGGUUAAAAGAGCUGAGACCAAACCAGAAGACUUCAACAAGCCAGAUUUGCCUCAAUUGAUUAUCGACCUUAACAAGCAAUUCCCUGAUGACGUCGGUUUGUUCUGUGGUUGUUUGUUACUAAACCAUUGCAAAUUGAAUGCUGGUGAAGCCAUUUUCUUGAGAGCAAAAGAUCCUCAUGCUUAUAUCAACGGUGAUAUUAUCGAAUGCAUGGCUGCAUCCGAUAAUGUUGUUAGAGCAGGUUUCACCCCAAAAUUCAAGGACGUUAAGAAUCUUGUCGAUAUGCUAACCUAUGCUUAUGACCCUGUUGAAGAGCAAAAGAUGAAAACAGAUGCUGUGCCCAAAUCUUCCGGUGCUGGUAGGUCUGUCUGUUUCAAUCCACCGAUUGAGGAAUUUGCAAUCAUUCAAACAACUUUUGCUGAGUCUACUGGAACCAGACAUUUCGAGGGUCUUGACGGCCCAAGUAUUUUGAUUACUACAAGCGGUAAUGGUUACAUCAGCAGUGAGGGAACCAAGUUAAAGGCUGAACCAGGUUUUGUCUUCUUCGUUGCACCAAACACUGCUGUAGAUUUGGAAGCUCUCGACACUGACUUUGUCACCUAUAGAGCCUUCGUUGAAGCCAACUGA
Messenger RNA from Torulaspora delbrueckii, 1290 nucleotides. It is a transcript of the gene PMI40, whose product is annotated as mannose-6-phosphate isomerase PMI40. Gene Ontology annotation, molecular function: zinc ion binding; mannose-6-phosphate isomerase activity. The transcript is spliced from 2 exons. The record is from RefSeq and is a predicted model, not a curated record. Gene Ontology annotation, biological process: GDP-mannose biosynthetic process; carbohydrate metabolic process. Bases 1 to 1290 code for a protein of 429 amino acids. Lineage: Eukaryota; Fungi; Ascomycota; Saccharomycetes; Saccharomycetales; Saccharomycetaceae. Gene Ontology annotation, cellular component: cytosol.